This is a messenger RNA of Adineta ricciae, 2340 nucleotides long. The record is from the annotation of a GenBank genome assembly. NCBI's taxonomy places the organism in Eukaryota, Metazoa, Rotifera, Eurotatoria, Adinetida, Adinetidae.
AUGUCCGGUGAAGAAAAUCAUUCAACUGAUGAAUCAAAUAACAAACCAUUGAUUGCUGAAACAAAAAUUUGUUCAAUUUGUUUAUUAAGUGGAAGUACAGAUGACAGUGACCCAAUUGUUUAUUGUGAUCGAUGUGGAGUUAUUGUCCAUGAAAGUUGUUACAAUGCAGAUACAUUAGACGAGAAAUCAUCGGAUUCUUCUUCACCAUCUGAGUAUUGGUUUUGCACUCCAUGUUUAGCUCAUAUUGAUGAUCCGACGUGCGCUUUAUGUUCAAAUCGAGAUCGUUGCAAUGCAUUUUGGCCAACAUUAGAAUCCAGUUGGGUUCAUGUUAUUUGUGCAAUUGGUGUUCCUGGAGUGUUAUAUUACGAUGAACUUUAUUAUACACCUGUGGAUUUAUCAAAUAUUCCAGUGCAAAAAUUUGGAAAUAAGCCAUGUCAUGUGUGUGAAUCGAGAUCAGGUGUGACGGUAUCAUGUGAUGCGGGUUUAUGUCCAAAUGCAUUUCAUUUAUCAUGUGCGAAUAAGAAUGGAUUGUUGCAAAUUAGAGGAGAUGUGUCAAAAAUCGAAUGUGAAUUGUAUUGUGUGACGCAUCAAUCGUCAUCCAAUACGUAUAAAAAUGUUCAACGAAAUUAUACGAUUUGUGAAGUUCAACAAAAGCAAUUGGAUCAUCGAAAUGAUUUAAAAGAAGAUGUUUGUCAAACAUUGGAAGAUUAUUGGGUAAUUUACAAAAAACGUAGUGAAACAUUUCCACGUUUACCCAAACCAACGAAAAGUCAUGUCGCACGAUCAUUGAUGGUUGAUCCAAUUGCAUUGAAAGAUUUCUUUGAAAAAGCUCAACGUCUUCGUCCGAAUCAAUCAACAACAUUACCAAAUAAUUUGGAUCUAACAUCAACAGAUACAAAUGCACUUUUAGCAUUUACGGCCAAUGAAGAAGAACUAAUUCAACUUAAACAACGAGUUAACGAAGCAGAGACAAAACUUCAACAAUUGGAAUCGUCUUCAAUUGACAAACAAUUGAAAGAAGAACAUAAAAAAUUGGAAACCGAAUUGAAAAAAGAAUACGAAACAUUAUCCUCAUUAACAGAACGAUAUAAUCAAUUUAUUGAAAUAUUCAAACUUUACGAUUGUCCAUUAAAAGACGAAACAACAAAUAAUAUGAAACUUUUCUCAACAAUACCAACAGAAACCGAAAGUUGUUCCGUUUGUAAACAAAAAGAUCAAUCGAAUCAAAUGAUCAAAUGUUGUCAAUGUCACUUGGCAUUUCAUGGUGAUUGUUUAACACCGCCGAUGCCUGCGAAGACAUUAGCAUUGAUGUUAUCAGCAACAAAGAAAUACGAAUGGCAAUGUGCUUCGUGUGUCAAUGCACAACAAGAAGAACUCGAUCAACGUAAUGUGAAUGUUGAUGAACCACGUCAGAUACGACCGAGACGAACAAAUGAACUCGUCCUACGAGAAACAGUGAUUAAAUUUGGCUCAAGAAAACGAAAACAAGAUUCUGAGAAUAGUAAUGAACAGAUAACAGAGAGUAAAAAAACGAAAACGACAAGUCCAACGAUUGAUUCGUCCGAUUCAAAACAAGAUGAAGAAAAAUCACCGACUAGUAAAAGUCGAACUGCGGUUAUUAAACAAUUAUUUUCACGCAAAACAACAGAUUUUACACCGGAACCAUCACCAAAACGAAUAUCAUCAUUACCAAAGAAAAGUUCAACAAAUUCUAAAUCACCACGAAUAUCAAUCAAAAAACCUUCGGUGUCGAAAUCUACCGAUUCUUCAAUAACACCAGUUCGUUCUCAAUCUCUUAUCGUUGAUCGACGAACACCAACGAUCUUUAAACAAAAAGCAGUGUCAUUAUCAAUAUCAAAGACUGAAAAGAAAAAACGUAAAUCUACAAAAGAUCCAAUGUCAAUUUUUGAUUUUGAUGAUGAUGAAGAAAAUUCCAAUGGCACAAUUGAACUUCGUUCGACUGUUCCAAAUCCAACUCAGGAUGAAAAUGAAGUAGAUCAAAAGACAAAACCAAAAAAAUCCAAUCGACGUUCAGCUGUAGCCGUAGAAAAUAAUGUUCCAUCCGAUGCACUUUGUAAAGAAUGUUCAAACUCAGGAACAAAUCAAGAUAUGACUGAUUGUGAUAAAUGCAAACAUUUUUAUCAUUUCGCAUGUUGUGUCCCUCCGUUAUCUUCUUUCCCGAAACGACGCAACUAUGGAUGGACAUGUCAUCAUUGCAAUGAAGAUAGUGAACAUGAGACAUCUAAUGUAAUUGUUCCUAUUUCAACUUUGAAGAAUUCGCGACGAGAACGGAAAAGUCAGAAUCGAGCAAGUGAAAAAGAGAUCUCGGUUGAAGAUUAA